UGGGAUGGACAGAUGCAGAACAAGCGCCCCCGCGCCGAGAUGAGCACGGACGGUGCGUGGCAGGCAUGGGAGGGCCGAGAGCCCUUGAAGAGGCAAAAGCAGGACUUUGGCGCUUCCUGGAUGCAUCCCCAGGAUGGCUUGGACAAGAUCGGUAAGAAGGAGAAGAAGGAGAAAAAGGAUAAAGCAGAGAAGAAGAAGACCCGAUGUGGUCGCGACCCGCCUCCACGACUGCAUGGCAACCUCUGGGAGGUGCCGCGAGAGCACAUUGGCCUGCAGCUGAUCAAGGAUCGUGCGGAUAUGUACAAUUGGCAGUAUCCCUUCUGGGAUGACUCCCGCCGAAGCUUUGCCGGACUCCUUCGUUCACCUUGGACGCCUCAACAGUGCAGCCAGUUCUACCAGAUGAUCGCCAAUGGUACCAACUGGAUCCAGCCGGUGGGUGAGAAGGGUCCUAUGCCUCGCAAGACAGCUUGGCUGGUCCAGAAGGGCUGUGAUUGCAGCUACAGCUAUGGGCCUUUUGCAGUGCCAGCUGCUGAAUAUCCUCCCUGGAUGAUCCAGCUGAUGUCCGAGGUCAUGCCCUUCUGUGGCUUCACCAAUGUUGGCGAGUGGCCUGACUGCUGUAAUUUGAACCUUUACACGGAUGGCGCUGCAACCGUUGGCUGGCACUCAGAUGAUGAGUCUCUCUUCCAAGGCCGGUACCAGGAUAUCACGAUCAUUUCCAUGUCUCUUGGUGUUCCCAGGACCUUUGAGUUACGGUACCUCUACCCGGACGAGUCGGAAGAAGCGGUGCUGCAUCGCUUCGUUCUGGGCAGCGGGGACCUCAUGACUAUGGAGGGCAUGACGCAGAAACACACGCAGCACCGAGUCCCCAAAGAGCCCGCUUUUGGAGCUCGCAUCAACCUUACCUGGCGCUGG
Molecule: messenger RNA, 912 nt
Organism: Symbiodinium pilosum
Lineage: Eukaryota; Dinophyceae; Suessiales; Symbiodiniaceae
Source: the annotation of a GenBank genome assembly